Poecilia latipinna (sailfin molly) is the source of this 1034-nucleotide messenger RNA. RefSeq names its product testis expressed 30 (gene tex30). The transcript has 5 exons. Bases 239 to 982 code for a protein of 247 amino acids. NCBI's taxonomy places the organism in Eukaryota, Metazoa, Chordata, Actinopteri, Cyprinodontiformes, Poeciliidae. The record is from RefSeq and is a predicted model, not a curated record.
GUUUUGCAUGUUGCAUACAGAAACAUCAUAGUUUCCCCAUUUUUUUAAAUUGUCUUAUGUGAUGAACCGACACAGAUAAGCGCAUAGUUUUGAAAUUAAAGGAAAAUUCUACAUUUUCUACGUGUUUUACGAAACGUAUCAGCAGUCCAGACCUGAAUUCAAUAUGUGGCACUAUUCCAAAAUUUAUGUUCAGAUAGGCAAAAACUGAAUAAUUGUAAAUGCCACUCCUGAGCGCUAGAUGGCACUCAUUUUCAGUCAUUUUGAAGACUACAGAGAAGAACCGCCUACAAUGGACAAGUUUAAUGAGGAACUUGUAAAAGUACCGUUCGGGACAAAGAGUCUGGACGCAGUCUUGUGUGUUCCAGCGUCACUGAAUGAUGUUCGGACAGCCGUCAUACUAACACACGGUGCGGGAGGAGACAUGAACUUCAAACAUUUAGUUUCUCUUGCACGCGCUCUGGCAUCAGACGGUUUACUCUGCCUCCGUUUCACAUGCAAAGGCUUGAACUUGGCUUAUAGAGUUAAAGCUUAUAAUGCUGUCUGGGACUACUUGAAAACCUUGGAGAGGUUCACGUUGAAAAACAUAUUUUUUGGAGGCAGGUCAAUGGGAUGCCGUGCGGCUGCAGCCCUCACCAGGCAGCUGAGCGAUGAGUCUGAGGACGCAGUGCAGGGUGUCAUCUGCCUCUCUUUCCCCCUGCACCCACCAGGAAAGACGCACUCCCGUCAUCAGCGGAGUGAAGAUUUAAAAAUGUUGCCUGGGAGUGUUUGUGUGCUGUUUGUGUCUGGCACUGAGGACACAAUGUGCAACGGGGACCUUUUUAAUGAGGUGCUAAAAGAUAUGAAAGCCGAGGCUGAAGUUUUCUGGCUACAAGGAGGCAGCCACGGUCUGACUGUGAAAGGAAGGCCUGAGGAUUCUGUAAUGGAUGAAGUGAACUUAAAAGUCCUCCAGUGGAUAAAGGACAAAACAACAUUGGGGAAUUAACAUUUGGUGUUUGUUUCAAUGUGCUGUUAAAUAAAAGAUAUCACAACUUAAA